AUGGGUCUUACAUACAAUGUCUAUCUGAAUUCAGCCAAAAUCUUCGGCUGCAAGAAAUGCAGGACGCACCUGGCCGACUUUGACGACAUCAUCUCUCGCAACUUCCGAGGCCAGCAUGGCAAAGCCUUCUUGUUCUCCACCGUCGUCAACAUCAAGCAGGCCGAAGCGAUGGAGCGCAACAUGACGACGGGAAGACACAUUGUGCGAGACAUCAAAUGCAAGCAGUGCGACGAGACGGUGGGCUGGAAAUACGACAAGGCGUACGAAGCCAGUGAGAAGUACAAGGAAGGCAAAUACAUCUUGGAGUCCGAGCUGCUGUGUACAGUGUCAUGA
This is a messenger RNA of Exophiala spinifera, 333 nucleotides long. RefSeq lists its product as uncharacterized. The record is from RefSeq and is a predicted model, not a curated record. Lineage: Eukaryota; Fungi; Ascomycota; Eurotiomycetes; Chaetothyriales; Herpotrichiellaceae. The transcript is spliced from 2 exons. The coding region runs from base 1 to 333 and encodes 110 amino acids. Gene Ontology annotation, cellular component: ubiquitin ligase complex.